Molecule: messenger RNA, 1842 nt
Organism: Ichthyophthirius multifiliis
Lineage: Eukaryota; Ciliophora; Oligohymenophorea; Hymenostomatida
Product: mak10 amino-acid n-acetyltransferase subunit , putative
Exons: 11
Biological process (GO): N-terminal peptidyl-methionine acetylation
Cellular component (GO): NatC complex
Source: RefSeq, a predicted model, not a curated record
AUGUAAAAUCAUCAAUUAUUGAAUAAUUUCGAAGACAUUACUAACUUAGUUAAUAAUGUAUGUUUAAACAUGCAAUUAGGAGAAACAAUAUCAACUAAAGAGUUUACUUUUUAUGAUUCAAUGUCUUCUUCUGAAAUAGGUGAUCCAAAAAUGGAUAUAAAGGUAGGAUAUAAAGAUGUAAAGCAUCCUAUUUAAUUAAUAAAAGAUGGAGAAAUAAAAGCAGCGGAAAAUCUUACAAAUCAUGAGUUAAUUCAUUUGAUUGAUUAUUUAUUAGCAUUAGAGUUUACUUGGUUAAAAGGAUAUUCUUUAUCCUAAACACUUUAUUAAUUUGUUUAUUUUUAUGAUGAAAAUUCUUAUAAAAAUAAUUUAAUUUUGAAAUCUUAUAUCGAAUGCUUAUAUUUAAAUGGAAUCAUGAUGUUUGAAACAGUCAGAUAUUCACCUUUUUUAAAAGAAGAUGAUUAUACAAUUACAGUUUUUAGUUUUCCUGAAUAAAAAGAUGAACAAACGAUAUUAAAUCAAAUUAGUGAAGCUGAAAAUUUAAUAGGAGAUAAAAUAACAAAUCCAAAUUUAAGAAAGAAGAAAAAAAACAUAAAUCUAAAUGAAUAUGAUGCCAUAGAUUCUCGUUUAAAAUUCCUCUCGCCAAGACCCUAUCUUGAAAUGAAAAUUGAAGAUGGAUUUUCUAUGAUUGAGAGCUUUUUGGAAAGUUUGGAAUAUAUUUUAAGUCUUGCAAAAGAAUAGAACUUUUAUGCAAUUCUUGAAAAAAUUAUUGAGUUUAAAAAUUUACCUAAAAAUAUCUUUGCAAAAACAUAUUUAGAUUGUAAUAUUUUCUAUUCAACAGGAAAAUAUUUUUCUAUAUAUGAUAUGGGAGAUAUGGUUAAAAAUAUAUUUAAAGAUUUUGGAUUGUCUGACAGCACUCUAAAUUCCUAAAGCUUUUUAGAAUAUUCUUAUUAAUGUUAGAUUGUUUGUUAAAAUUAUAUAACUAAAUACCUUUCUAAUUAAUAUAGAUAAUAUAGAGAUUAUUGUAAAAUUUACUAAGAAUUAAGUAUUUUAAUAAGUUAGAGUGAUAAAUACGAAAAAGAAUUUCUUAUAAAAAAAGAUGAAGCUUAAACUGCUACUACAUGGAGUUAUAAUUUGGCUUGUAGAAUGAUGGCUUAACAUUUACAUUUAGGUUUUUAACUUGAAUUAUUUGAUUUAGCUGAUUAUUGUUAGAUAUUUUUUAUAUUAGAGUUUGUUUAUAGAAUUUUAGAAAUAAACACAUAAAGUUUAAUGUUAAUUAAAUUUGAUAAAUAAUUUAUUUUAGCUUUUUAAACUAAAUAAAACCUUGAUUAAGCUAAAAAAAAAUUAAAACCUUUUUAAAAAUAAUGGUUUUAUUAUUAUAUAUUUUAUAAAGGAUUAUAAUUGUAUGCUAAAGCUAAUAGUCAUAUUUGCUUUUUAUUAGAAAAAUAUUCACUUAUUCCUUAAUUUAAUGAUCCAGAAACUUUAAAAAAUAGAUUUGCGAAUAGAUUUAAAAUAUUUGAAAAUGCAUUUUUUUUGAAAAUGCCCACUUAUUAAUAAUAUUAAGAAAAGGUUAGUGAAGGUUUUUCUAAAGAAAAACUUGAUUAAUAUUGUGAAGAAAUUAAAUAAACUUUAAGUUAAGCUUAAUAAUUAUUUUAAUAAAUUCCUGAAAAUGAAGAAGUAGUGCCCUUAGGAAUUAGAAAUGAUGCCAAAAAAUUAAUAAAAGUAUGUAUAUUAAGUAGUCUAUCUGCCAUGAAAAUAAAACUUAAAAAAAAUGAUUUAUAAAAAUUAAAAGGAAGCUUUAGUAGUAAAGAGCAUAUAUAUUAUCCUUAUCCGGAAAUUUUAUGA